CCGACAGGGUUGUUCGGCCCGGGGAGACUGUCUCCCAGUUCCAGACAUCUGAGAUUGAGCACUGAGGUGCUGUUCUCACCCCUCUCCCGAGCUGCCCACUUUAGUAAAGGUCACUAUCCCCAUUUUAUAGAAGGAAAAUCGGGCUCCGGGAAGGGAGGGGGUCCCUCCAGGUGCAACCUCUGGGUGGCAAGUUGGGAAAGCUCUGUGGGGGUUAGGGUCGCUUCUGGAGAGGGUUUUGGGAAGUCCGAGUGGCGCCCCGAGAGGGAUUGGACAGCCAAGUCUGGGGAGGAACGAGGGGGGCUGCGACCCUCUGCCCCCAGGAUCUCUGGAGAGGCAGGGCUGGAUUUCGGGGAGCCUGGGGAUGGGGUCCGAGCCCUACCGUCUCCCGUCCGGGAUUGGGACUCGCGGGAGCUUUCCGGGGCUUCCCAGCGUGUGAGUCACCGCGGGCAGGGCCGGCUGCAGCGCAUUCCUCUGCGGAGUCGGCGCCCGGGCGGGUGGGGACCGCGAGUCACCCCACCGGGCCCAGCAGCUGGGACGUCGGGGGCUGGAGGGGCGAGGGCCGCAGGGACUGAGAGGCGGACCCGGGUGGAUCAGGGUUAGGGAGACGGCGUGCAGCCCCCCCGGCCCGCAGAACUGGGCCUGGCGGGGUGGGCUCGGGGGCGUGGCUUGCAGGGCAGUGGACGGGCCGGGGCGUGGCCUGCCGGGCGGGGCACAUAUAAGUGCCACCCGGCCCUCCGAAGCUCAUUGUCGUCUCCUCCGCCGAUUGAGCUCUCCUGAGACAUGAAGACCCCCAGCGAGGUGCUGCGCGAGGGCGAACUGGAGAAGCGCAGCGACAGCUUAUUCCAGCUGUGGAAGAAGAAGCGAGGCGUACUUACCCCCGACCGCCUACGCCUCUUCCCUGCCGGGCCGGGUGCGCGCCCCAAGGAGCUGCGCUUCCAUUCCAUUCUCAAGGUGGACUGCGUGGAGCGCACGGGCAAGUACGUCUACUUCACCAUCGUCACCACAGACCGCAAGGAGAUCGACUUCCGCUGCGCGGGCGAGAGCUGCUGGAAUGCGGCCAUCACGCUGGCGCUCAUCGACUUCCAGAACCGCCGCGCCCUGGAGGGCUUCCGCAGCCGCCAGGAGCGCGCCGUGCCCGCCGCGCAGCCCGAGCCCCGGACGGCCCGCGCGCCCUGAGCCCGCGCCUCGGGCCACACACGGCACCAGUCAGGCCGGACCGGCCGUAUGGCCGCGUCGGGCGGGAACCAGGGACAGCGGGAGCCCGAGUGGGCCACCCACGCGCUGAUCUCCCGAGGACAAGACGGCCGCUUCCCUGCCCACUGCGAAGGGCCUUCCAUGCUUGCGGAACCUCGCCUGCUGCGCGGGCAUGUUAACUUAUUGGACUAUGUAUUUAUUUUGAUGGUUAUUUGUCGUCAAAUCGUUCUGUCUUAAUAUUUUGUUUUUGCACCAGAGUCUCAUUCCAAAUAAAUGAAUUCUUUUUUCUACCAGUG
Molecule: messenger RNA, 1490 nt
Organism: Heterocephalus glaber (naked mole-rat)
Lineage: Eukaryota; Metazoa; Chordata; Mammalia; Rodentia; Bathyergidae
Gene: Phlda2
Product: pleckstrin homology like domain family A member 2
Biological process (GO): positive regulation of apoptotic process; placenta development
Molecular function (GO): phosphatidylinositol phosphate binding
Source: RefSeq, a predicted model, not a curated record